This is a messenger RNA of Belonocnema kinseyi, 2520 nucleotides long. Its product is annotated as serine/arginine repetitive matrix protein 1-like. Bases 1 to 2520 code for a protein of 839 amino acids. The transcript is spliced from 10 exons. The record is from RefSeq and is a predicted model, not a curated record. Lineage: Eukaryota; Metazoa; Arthropoda; Insecta; Hymenoptera; Cynipidae.
AUGAAAUUGAGAACAGGAAAGAGUAUCUAUGAGCCUUUGCCAACUCGAGAACAAAUUGUUUUAUCAACAUCCAAUUGUGACGUAUUUGAAAUCUUGGAGGCUUCUAACACCCUUGCUGGAAUGUACAUCCAGUUGAAAACAGAGUUAAGUUCACAGUCCCAAUCUUUAUCUAAUAGUGGUUCUAGUCCCAGUGUUCCUCCUACCGGAAGUUCUGAUAAACCUGAGGGGCCUCUUCCUCCCGUGAGGUCCAGGUCCAGAUCUCCUCUUCCUGUCAGGUCUAAGUCCAGGUCUCCUCCUCCCGGAAAUUGUUCUUCAGAAAAGGCUUCUUCUUCAAAGCCUCCUCAUGCUGCCAGGUUUAUGGUUCCACCUAAAUGGCUUCCUUCUCAUCACGGACCUGGACAUAAACUUGAUCAACUACCAUUUAUUCGGCUGAUUCCCAAAACAUCUUCGAAACGGAUAUUCGAACUCAGAAGAUACACUUUUCCUGUCGAUACAAGAAUGAAAUUGAGAAGAGGAAACAAGAUUAGUUCACAGUCCGAAUCUUUAUCUAAUAGUGGCUCCAGUCCCGGUUUUCGUCCUACCAGCAGUUCCGAUAAACCUGAAAGCUCUUCUACACCCGUGAGGUCCAGGUCCAGGUCUCCUCCUCCCAGAAAUGUUUCUUCUGAAAAGGCUUCUUCUUCAAAAUCUGCUCUUGCUAACAGAUUAAUCAGAGAAUUUUCUGUGAUUUUAGUCAUUAAGACAUAUCGAUAUGCCGGAUUAAAUGUUAAAGAGUUUAGUUCACAGUCCGAAUCUUCAUCUAAUAGUGGCUCCAGUCCCGGUGUUCGUGCUACCAGCAGUUCCGAUAAACCUGAAAGGUCUUCUACACCCGUGAGGUCCAGGUCCAGGUCUCCUCGUCCUGUGAGGGUCAGGUCCAGGUCUCCUCCUCCCAGAAAUGUUUCUUCUGAAAAGGCUUCUUCUUCAAAAUCUCCUCUUGCUAACAGGUUGAUGGUUGCACCUAAAUGGCUUCCUUCUGAUCACGGACCUGGACAUAAACUUGAUCAACUUCCAUUUAUUCGGCUGAUUCCCAAAACGGCUUCGAAACGGAAGUUCGAACUCAGAAGAUACACUUUUCCUGUCCAUGGAGAAAUGAAAUUGAGAAAAGGAAGCAGUAUAUAUGAACCUCUGCCAACUGAAGAACAAAUUGUUAUAUCAACAUCCAACGGUGACGUGUUUGCAAUUUUGGAGACUUCUAAUUGCCUUGCUGGAAUGUAUAUCCGUUCAUCAAAGACUUUCAAACGGGCAAAAAUAAACACAGAAACGGGAAGAGUUACCGUAUUAACUCAAGAUGAACUUGAUGACACUCCAUGCGUCAAUACCACGGUAGCAAAAACAAUACCUUCAGAUUUGCUGCUAACUGGUAAACUUAUAAUGAAUUCUGAGUUAAGUUCGCAGUCCGAAUCUUUAUCUAAUAGUGGCUCUAUUCCCGGUGUUCCUCCUACCGGACGUUCUGAUGCACUGGACAGGUCUCCUCCUACGGUGAGGUCCAGGUCGAGGUCUCCUCCCACCGGACAUUGUUCUUUCAAAGCAUCCUCUUCUUCAAAGUCUCUUCUUGCUACCAGGUUUAUGGUUCCACCUCAAUGGCUUCCUGCUCAAUUAAGUUUACAGUCCGAAUCUUUAUCUAAUACUGGCUCUAGUCCUAGUGUUCAUCCUACUGGCAGUUCUGAUACACCUGAGAGGUCUCUUCCUCCUGUGAGGUCCAGGUCCAGGUCUCCUCAUCCUAUGAGGUCUAGGUCCACGUCUCCUCCUCUGGGAAAUUGUUCUUCUCAAAAUGCUUCUUCUUCAAGGCCUCCUCUUGCUAACAGGCUUAUGGUUGCACCUAAAUGGCUUCCUUCUCAUCGCGGGCCUGGACAUAAACUAGAUCAACUUCCAUUUAUUCGGCUGAUUCCGAAAACGGCUUCGAAUCGGAUAUUCGUACUCAAAAGAUACUCUUUUCCUGUCGAUAGCGAAAUAAAAAUGAGAAAAGGCAACAAGUUAAGUUUACAGUCCGAAUCUUUAUCUAAUAGUAGCUCUAUUCCUGGUAUUUCUCCUACCGGAAUUACUGAUGCAUCUGACAAUUCUCCUCCUAGGGUGAGGUCCAGGUCGAGGACUCCUCCCCACAAACAUUAUUCUUCCGAAGCAUCCUCUUCUUCAAAGCCUAUUCUUGCUACUAGGUUGAGCGUUCCACUUAAAUGGCUUCCUUCUCCUAGCGGACGUGGAAAUAAACUUGAUGAACUUCCAUUUAUUCGGCUGAUUCCUAAGACAGCAUCGAAUCGGAUAUUCGAACUCAGAAGAUACACUUUUCCUGUCGAUACAAGAAUGAGAUUGAGAAGAGGAAGCAGUGUCUAUGAUCCUCUGCCAACUCAAGAACAAAUUGUUCUAUCAACCUCCAAUGAGGCUUUAAAUGAAGGAAGCAAUAAGCAGAGUUUAACAAUCGGUCGGUUGAAUUCUGCAGUGGCCGUCCUAACACGAAUCGAGCGAACUAAGCCAUCUUUACCUGGAUAG